AAAAACACAAAUAGACAACAAGUUUUACUUUAUUCAGUGACGUUACCAAAGUUGUCAGGAAAGAUUACCUCGUUAAAAGUUCAGACCAGAAUACAGGGCAAAGUUGACAAUUUUUAUUUAUCCGGAAGAGGUGAUUUCGUCGCUUUUAUUUCUGGAAAGCAACUAUUUGUGUGGAAUAGAAUCCAGUAUAAUAUGAAAAUCUUUAAAAAUAAUCAUAGACUCACAUGUUUAGCUAUUCACCCUCAAAAAGGGUUUAUAGCUACCGGUGAUUAUAUUGGCGUGAUAAAAAUUUGGUAUUUUAAUAAGGAAACUCAGAAACCUUUAAAUUCCGAGUUGCAUUGGCAUUCACACGGAGUUAAUACUAUAACUUUUACAAGCGACGGGGAAUACCUUCUAUCUGGAGGCAACGAAUCAGUUCUUGUAGUAUGGCAGUUGCAAACUGGAGCCAAGAACUUUUUGCCGCGCUUGGGAUCAGAAAUAUUAUGGAUCCGCGUAAGCCCCGAUGAAAAGUACUUUCUACUGGCUUGCGGAGACAACACUGUCCGCCUUGUAUCCUCUUUGACAUUGGCUACUUUAAACAUAACACAUGGCCCAGUUUUCUCGGGUCCCGCCGCUAGAUCUUCUUUUCCUUUACUUACGGUAAAUCCACGGCGGGGCUACCUACUUUUACCAGCCAUGCCUGGCUACUUGCAGUUUUAUGAUAUCGUUUCAGAUAAGCACGUUGACACGCUGGCUGUAUCACCCCGAAACUUUUACUUGGCUAUGCAAAAAUCCACCCGACUGAGUAAAACUGUGAUUGAGCAUGCGGUUUUUAGUUGGGAUGCCUCACGCUUAGCCACAGUCGAGCGAUGUGACAAUGGAAAGCUUGGGAAUGAACUUCAACUAAAAUUUUGGACUUACGAAGUUGCGGUUUCUCGGUUUGUUUUGAAUACAUGCGCCGACUCACCCCAUGAAAUCAAUGUUACGUGCCUCGUCUACCACCCUGCAAAGCACGUGGUCGUGACCACCGGCAGUGACAAAAAGUUUAAAGUGUGGGCCCAGUGCACCAUAACUAAAGAUUCUACUGCUACCACUUUCAAAGGCGAAGAAGGACAAACGAUACCUAAUAAUAAAGAUAUUUAUUACUGGAGCUGCCGGAAUGUGGGAGCGUACCGUGGUCAGCCCCCCACUUACGCUGACUUUUGCCAUGACGGGCACGUGCUCUUAUAG
Messenger RNA from Zophobas morio, 1209 nucleotides. Its product is annotated as WD repeat-containing protein 75-like. The coding region runs from base 193 to 1209 and encodes 338 amino acids. Gene Ontology annotation, molecular function: protein binding; RNA binding. The record is from RefSeq and is a predicted model, not a curated record. Lineage: Eukaryota; Metazoa; Arthropoda; Insecta; Coleoptera; Tenebrionidae. Gene Ontology annotation, biological process: positive regulation of rRNA processing; positive regulation of transcription by RNA polymerase I. Gene Ontology annotation, cellular component: nucleolus. The transcript has 11 exons.